UGGAAACCAUAGAGGGAAAUUUCUGCUGAUGGAGGACCCUGAGAAGAAGCUGAACCAGAAGAGUGACGGCAAACCCCGGAAAGUACGAUUUAAAAUCUCUUCCUCCUACAGUGGUCGAGUGUUGAAGCAGGUCUUUGAGGAUGGGCAGGAAUUAGAAUCGCCAAAGGAGGAAUACCCUCACAGUUUUCUCCAAGAGUCCCUUGAACCAAUGGAUGGUGUUUAUGGGUCUGGGGAAGCCCCCAAACCCCAACCGUACUCCCCUAAGCUGACUGCUCAAAGGAUCAGCGUGUUUAGAGAGGGCAAUGCCUAUACUUUGGCGGGCAGCCAGCCUUUCUUCAACGAUUACAAGGCAAAUGACCACAAGUCCCCACCUAUUAUAGAUUUUGGAAAGAUAAUCAUCUACACAAAUAACCUGAAAAUCAUUCGAACCCCAAUGGACAAGAGAGACUUCAUGAGGAAAAUUCUCCAGAAGGAAGGGGAGGUUGAAGAAGAGUCUCUGAUGACCAAAGAAGAAAUCUAUGGAGACAGCGACCAGAAUAAUGGGCCUUUGGCAGAGACAGAAAGCACGUUCCCCCACAACCAGUACCCCCAGGAAGGGGAGCUUCCAGAUGACAACUGUUUUCACUGCCGAGGGUCGGGCAGUGCCACCUGCUCUCUGUGCCACGGCAGCAAGUUCUCGAUGCUGGCCAACAGAUUUAAGGAGUCCUAUCGGGCCCUGCGGUGCCCUGCCUGCAAUGAGAAUGGCCUGCAGCCUUGCCAGAUUUGCAAUCAAUAG
Messenger RNA from Molossus molossus (Pallas's mastiff bat), 775 nucleotides. It is a transcript of the gene GRXCR2, whose product is annotated as glutaredoxin and cysteine rich domain containing 2. Bases 29 to 775 code for a protein of 248 amino acids. The transcript is spliced from 3 exons. Gene Ontology annotation, biological process: sensory perception of sound. The record is from RefSeq and is a predicted model, not a curated record. Gene Ontology annotation, cellular component: stereocilium shaft; microvillus; stereocilium base. NCBI's taxonomy places the organism in Eukaryota, Metazoa, Chordata, Mammalia, Chiroptera, Molossidae.